Messenger RNA from Cherax quadricarinatus, 1252 nucleotides. The record is from RefSeq and is a predicted model, not a curated record. NCBI's taxonomy places the organism in Eukaryota, Metazoa, Arthropoda, Malacostraca, Decapoda, Parastacidae.
UCUAUGUUGAAACAUUACGUGGUGUUAAGUUUCAUUCGAAGUCUCAUUUUUGUUGUAUACAGCGACUCAGAGAUGAUGAGGCCGAGUGUGUAUGGUGGUGGUUUGUUACCUGUCUGAGGUCACUGAGAGUGGGAGGGUGGCCAGGAUAGUGUAGCCCUUAGCAAGACUCCACCCUGCCUCCCAGAUCUUCAUAGAACUCUGCCAUCAUGGUUCACCCUCUCCUACCCAAACCAUUUCAAACCUUCGUGCAUAUCCCUGGCAGCGGACCUGUGACUGGACAGCAAAGGGACUCUCCAAUAUCACUUCUGUCUUUCUCCCCGCUUUGUCUUCUACCCAUCCCCAACCAAACUAGACCACUAUCUACCACAGCAUCUCUCUCACAAGGAAGAGAAUCUACAGCGACUUCUGUACAGCCUGCAGCAACGGUACAUCCGUCUCAAACACGGACGGGAAGCUCUACAGUACAAGAAAACCGCAAGAGGACUUCUCAGUGUCGCAAAUCCGCAUCUGAGUCUCCUUCACGUCCCCCAACCAAGGAUCCUUUACGGAGAAUCCUAAAGACUCCUCGACGUCCACCUCUUCCCAGGACAAGACUCGUAUCGUCUGAACAAAACUUGAGAACCACCGUGGCAGGGCUGGGGACUAAUUCUUCAAACCUUCGCCAGAGGGUCGAGACUUCUCGAGCUGGUAUACGCCCGUACGUGCCGCUGGAGCAACGAGCCGAACGAAGUUCCUUUCUCCCAGUUUCGCAAUUUAUUCAUUAUGUAACAAUGCAACAAGCUCAGCAGAACAGGUCAAAUCUCUCUUCUGACGUAGUACAGUAUUUACGCAGGUACUAAGAUUCCCCCCCUCCCACCCCUUUGAAGUUGUAUGUACUUCAGCAGUAAAAAUUAGUCGCAUCUGCGACUUUACUAACUUGACAUGACCAUUUAGCCAAAAUAAUUACUUAGUCGCCUCCCAAGGUACAAAUGUUUAUGCAGCCUCUGACUGUAAUUUUUGCUUCAGGGGAUGAACAGAUUUUUAAGCAACGCAUGAAGAAUUUCUUGCCCAUAUAAAGCAUGAUUGUAUUUCGUUUUUAUUAACUGUAAACUCUCAAUGGGUUUAUAUGUUGUGAAAUUAUCUUGUGCCUUUCAUUUGACUGGUAUGAAGUGGGGCAAAAGUCUUUAAUUCUUAUUUUCCCUGCAUAAACUUUCAGCUAGAUAAUGGUUUAAUUUUUAACCGUUGAAAGUACUAAAUUUUUAAUAAAUUUUAA